GUCAGCUGUGGAUUACCUCUUUCUUGGCGACCUAUCCUCCGUUCAAUAGCUAUCUAUACUCAAUGCUGUUUCUAGUUGGCAACCAGUCGUUUGUGAUGCUUAACAGCUUACGCACGAAAAAUCCAGCCCAUGCGGUUACAGCUCAUAACCGCCUCAAUGACAGCUGUGUAAUGUUUUAGAAACGGGACUCCGCCUCGUCGAAUUAGAGCAUUUUCAUUCGUAAAAAUAAAAUACAAAUUUUAGUUAAGAGUCAUUGCGUUGCGUGCCUGUCAGAACUUAUCUACCUGGUAACAUAUGUUGGCAGAUAUAGACUAAAUGCGUUCUGAAAAUAGUAAAUCAAAUAAAUACCUUUGAAACCGGUGAUAAAUAUACGUGUUGCGCUGAUAAAGAAGAAGGUGCGAAUAACUUGCUCAUCAUUUUAGCGAUUCGAGCUUUCAUAAUUUGCAAACCAAGCGUGCGGAGAUGGAGAUCGGUGCGGUGCCAAAUGAGCUGGUCGCUCGACUUCGGGCCAAUAUCGCGUUUUGUGGAUUGGAUCUAGAGAAACCUGAACAUUUGACUAUUUGGCAGGCGUUUACCGAGGCCCGGGCCCCUGAACGGGAGCCACUACAAUUCACAAAUGUAUCACUCGACCAUGUAUUCCCUCAAGCUAAAACGAAGCGCACGUCAUUCGAAGGAUACGUUGAGCGGGGUAUUUUGAAAGCAAACUGGCUCAUAAAACACACCCGUCUAAUUCCGGCUGUUGGUGUGUUUUUCUUUGAUCUCGACUGGGAUGAGCCAGACUUUGCAGAGCGAAAGGAUCUUGCUGCCCAGAACCUUCUGAAUUUCAAACGGAACCUUUCAGGAAGGGAUAGCCGAUUAUGUUUAGUAUUAGUGCAAAGGCGUGCAAGUUCUCCGGUAAGCGACAACAAGUUGGCAGCUGAGCGGGCCCACGAAUUAACGCAGGCGUGUGAGAUUCCGCUCAAAGCCUUGUUCGUUCUACAGUAUACAGAACACUUGCUUGGCUUCAUUAUGAGACUAGAGACAGCGAUUAUGGAACAAGCAAAAGGCUAUUAUUCCGCCGAAUAUCGUCGUAUGGCUGGACAAAAUCAACUUGUAACCAAGGGUACCUAUCAGCUUCUUUGUAUUCGACAUCACUUUAAGAUGGCAACUUUUCAAGAACUCAAACAAGAUGCCUCGGUAGCAAUAAAACACUAUAAGCAGGCGUAUAUAUUGCUUGCUGAAUUACGUGCCACGGAUCCGAAUUUACUGGAAGUCAAGACGAUUGCCGGAAUUAUAAAUUACAAGAUAUGUCAACUGUACUACGAGCAGAAUGCUCCAUUGGAGGCGAUCCAUCAAUUGCGAAGGCAUAUGGAGAACUUCAAGACAACCGUUGGACCCCCCGGACUAGCAUUCGAACAUUAUGCUUGGUUAACUAAACAGAGUCAGUUAUUCGGCGAUUUGUUCGAGUCGGCAAUCCGUCGAGGUCUUACUCCUAUCCAAACCCAGCAUCCCGGCUUCUAUUAUUCAUCUGCCGCACAGUACGCCGUACAGCGAAAAAAAGCUGCGAGGCAGCUUUGUCAGGCUGUCACGACAUAUCCAUCGCCGGAUCCCUUGUCGGGUGCCGAUCAGGUUCCUUACUACGGUCAGAGGCCGUGGCGGGCAGCGGCUGCGAAGGGCGAAGCCCCGGAUCCGGCCCUUGAAGAGCUCGCUAUCCGAGCUCUGCAGUAUAAGGAAAGGCAGACCAAUCAUUCGAGUAUUAUUAUUCCGCUUCUGAGUGGCGCCGUGUCUCAGUUCAAAAAGUACAAAGGGCCCCGAAUCAAGCGACAUCAAAUGGUGUUGCUGGCAGAGGAAUAUGCGAGCAAUUCAGAGCCGGACAAGGCGUUAUCAAUAUUAAUGCAUGUUCUAAUCGACUUCAGACAAGAACGUUGGCCGCCGCUCCUGACACGCAUUCUCGGUACAGCCUUAAGGGUGGCGUAUCUUGCUGCGAAUCCUAUCCAUUUCCUGACACUGGCUCUCGAGUACAUGGCGACUUGGACGGAUUGUACUGCGGAACAGCGAGACGGCUUGUUGAAAAGCGUUGCACGCCUAUUAGAUGGCCAACCACCGGGUCGGCCAUUCACUGACCUUGAAGACACUUCUGGCCUUUGGACCGAAAAACUUCAAGCGUUUAAAACCAAUGGACCCGUUCAACUGGACAUGGACAAAGUUCGAUCGUGCAUUUAUUGCAAGGCGUAUUUUAGCUCACCGUCGUAUUCUUCGAACGAGACAAUUGAGCUACAUAUUUACGUUCGGUCCCAGUUGCCAUUUGACGUUAAUUUCAUCACUCGCUUCAACGUUCAUUUCAACCACAACGUGUACGAUGGACAAUGCUCAAUAUCAGAUAACCGCGUUCUGGGCCUUGUGGCCGGCAGGACGCACAGAUUUAGUUUCACAUUUCCCGCAGGCCAGCAACACGUCGGUACCCAAAUUAAGGUUGUCGGUGUAUCGAUGCUACUGGGUCAACCCGAAUGGGAAGGUCAGUCGUAUAAGCCUCUCGUACAACUAAACUGGACGGCCGCAUCAUUAGGCACGCACUUCUUUCGCUUAGCCUGGGACCCAAUUCCAAGUCGGGCUAUCAAACAGCACCGUGAACAGGAUUUCAAAGAGUUACCGUAUCGUCUCGUAGCCAGUAUUGUGCAUCGCGAAGCUCGAAUGGCUGUUUCGUGGUCACUAGAAACUCCCGCCCUUGUGGGAGAACUUCUUCCUGUACGGAUUCAGCUAACGAACAAUGAGGCCGGUGAUAUCGGAAAUGUCAAACUUACACUUUUUACGGCUGUUCCCAAUAGUAAGUCAACUAUUGUGGCCCUUGACCCUUCGCUGGCAGCUGAUGCUGGUCCGUCAGUAACAAUGGACAUACCGCCAGUGCGAUCUGGGGCUUCUCAAAACAUCGAGGUGUUUAUCAAAGCUGCUGAGCCUGGCACUAGGGAGCUCGAGUUAACAGCCUUCUAUGAAACAUCGCUUGUGCUGUCGGAAGGCAAAAAUGUCUUAUGCAGGUGUCAUAAGCAGGAUCGGCAUAAGCUUGAAGCUGCAGUAGCGUUUUCAUUGGAAGGCCAUCUACUUAAUAAAAAAUUGGCUCCCGUGUCGAAACUUCAUGAAGGGGAGCCUUUCGUUUUGGCCGUCGACGUAUCCUGUAUAGCAGACGGUGGAACGACUUUGCUGUUAGGGGAAGGCCAAUUACAGCCUGCGGCCCAUGUGUCAAUAGCGAACAGCGGCGAUGCGAUGCCUUCUAUCCCGAGGUCUCAAAUGGAAGGGGUCCAGCUCCGUGCUGGAGAAUCAGCCCGUUCAUGUUAUACUCUGGAGGUAACCCCGCCUGCCUCAGGAGAUCCACCGGCUCCGCUUGGUCACUACCGUUUCUAUUGGCGCAGGAGUUCUUACGCUCAUUGGAAUUCCGCUCAGCUGACUCUUCCGGCCCCGGUCAUUCUCUCAUGCCCCUUAUCGCUCUCUUUAGAAGCUCCAGCCCACGCCCGAGUCUCAACUCCACUAUACAUAUCCUACCACCUACGUAACCGUAGUGAACGAGUUCAGGAGCUUAGUCUUCAGGUGAACUCAUCUGAAGGCUUCAUGUUCGCUGGUAGCAAGCAGCUAUCGCUUCGAAUUGCCCCGGGGGCUGUAAAGCGGUUACAGUACACGCUAUACCCGUUAGUCGCUGGUUACGUGGCGCUUCCGAAGUUACAAUUACUGCUCGAUCCUUCGGUUGCCCCCGUGGAGAUGGACUCGGCUGCACGGGACAUGCUUCCUUCCUUUAUCUUUGUUAUGCCACAUAGUAGAGGGACCCGAAGCCCAAGCUAGGAGUGCUUCGUACACUAGGAUCGCCCAAAUGCACCACAACUGUCAUUAUGCCUUAUGCCCCAUCUUCGAUUAUUGAUACUCGGCAGUCAGUUGUGUUUAACAAAGGCUCAAAGUAUAGGAAGCCACCAUGCUAUUAUAGAGAUGAACGAUUAAGCUAUCCUAGCGCCGCAGCCUGAUUGGGCGGCGCUAGGACAGCUUCGAAUCGAUGUGAUCUAGGAACCCUGACAAUAGGUAGAAUCCAACAUGUCUUAUGCUAUCUUAUAUAUAUAUAUGUCAACUGAUAUGAAGUAACUGCUGUAAUGGGAGUAAUCGCUAAUUAAUUACACGUCCGCUAUGGUGUACAUGGUUAGAUUUUUAUAACAUUGUUUUUCAAAAAAGACAAAGAUUUAUAAUGUAAUGUUUGUUUGUUUUUAUGGAAAGUAGUAGUAGAUUAAAAAAGCCACAUUGCACUUAAUAAGGAAGUAUUUUAAUUUGAUACGGUUAUGCCUUUCGUUGGCUAGUUGCAACAUAGGAUACAAAUGUCUGCUGUCCUAAACGAAUCAGUAUAUUCUAAUUUUUAAGUUUGGAAACUUAUUUUAUCGUUUACCAAAAUAGGAGUCGCAUACGAGUAAUAUAUACGUGUAUACAUGCAAGGAAAGUCAACUAUCCACUAUUUUCUGAUUGAAUAUCAGACACAGUAUUGCAGAAGUUCGCGUUAAUUAUUUGAUAAGAUCUACCUUAUUGCCUGAAUAUUACCUAAAUUAAUAGUUACCUAAAUAUAUAUUAUUAUAUUACCUAAAUCAAAAGUUUUGGUAUCAUCAUCAUCAAGAACUAUGAUUUACUGUAAUUAAAUACUUACCUGGCCAGUGAAGUAACUGUUUAUGUAUAAUAUAAAGGUCUGCAUGCAGAUAUGCGCUACAAAGUUGAUGCGCAAGUUCUAUACAGGCUUCGGCUCAGCCGGAGAAGUUGAGUGGAAAUGUAUUGAUCCUACGGGAACCAUAAUAUACGGCAAUCUAAAUAAAUAUAAACUAACUGAAAACAAAUUUUGCAUUUGCAAAUGCAGUCAUUUCGAUCAAUGUUAACUUCUGUUUAUUGACACAUUUAUAUUUGUGUGAGCUUACGGCGCCCAAAUAUGAGAAAGAUAAAUUUUUUGAAGCUAUUAUGUCGACAUUCAUAAAGCCUGCCUCCUUAGAGCAAAUGGCCUAAGUUUGAGACAAGCGCAGUUCUAUCAAACAGCUAAAAGAUAAGUUUAAAACUGAUUUUUAAACUUCAGUUUCUGGCAAGAAGUCUUCCAGAAAGACGCAUGCGCGCAAAAUGAAUUGCAACUGUAGACAAAAAAAAUUCCUAAGCUUGUUCAGUAAGAGAGGGAUGGACCGAUUUAGAAAACCUAAAUCAUAUUGACAUAUGUUCUUAUAUAUCGAAUUCAUUCAACAUAUACAUUUCUGUGUAACGAUUCACAACUGUCUUCGAGGAAUUCUAGCUUGCUAUAUACAUCAACAUAAACAAGACACUUGAGCAUAAAGGUUAGGUGCAUCUCUACGCACACGCUUUGGUUAAACCUCAUGAAGUUCUGUCGAAGUGUUUGAGUAUUACUUAUGUAAUACUGUAGUGUGCGUUAUAAAAUUGCCUACGACGGCCUUGCAAUAAAACUAUGUGUCGUGUUGAGACUCCUGCAGGCUCGUCAGGGUAGUCUUCUAUUCAAGAGAAGAUACCUAUGUUUUUUGAGAACUACCAUUAUUCUAAAUCACGUAGCGCAAACUAGAAGAGCUGUAUUGUUAUGAUCAAUAUUGAUAAUACGGUUAAUAAUGAAAUUGCAAUAAAUUUAAUCAUGUAUUAAUAUUAAUUGUAUAUUGUUUACUUUCCUUUAAAAGCCGCUGGGUUAUUUGUUGCGCUACGUUUAGUUUGGACGGGCUGUACAUACAAUGACAUAUGUACAUAUCGGCAGAAGAAAGCACGCCAUUAGGAGCUUCUAUAGCCAUUGAAAUUUAAUUCUGCUGACAUUUCCAGUAAUCACCUUUCGAGAUUUUUUCCACGAUGCCUGUCUUGGUGCCUUUUUACAUCACCUACCCUCUGCACAACUAAAGUGAACACAUUGAGGCCUUCAGAAUCGAAGUUCCGACUUAUUUACGCCCCGAGCAACCCCCCAAAAGGCAUGCGAAGUUAAUGUCCGCCUUGUGUAAUCCGUUAGGUAAGUUCGUAGAGCAUAAUAUUAUUGCGCCUGAUCUAUAUGCAAAGAGAUUACUCAAUAUCAGUAACUCUUUUUUGAUAUGUCUUAAAAAUCGUAAUCAGAAAGGUGUAAAAACAAAUUACCAUUCCGCUCGCGAUAAUUCUACUAAUGGUCUCAGUUUUUUUUACCAAUGUUAUUAUUUUUAUUACCCAAUCAAGUUUAUCAAGCGAAAGGGCCAUUUCAUUGAAUUUCAAAAAUGUUUUCUGGCUUCUGAAGCAAGAAAUAAAAAAAUAUCAAUUUUUAAAAAGAAGUGUAAUACUUGUGUGAGUUACAAUUAAAAGAUCUGUCGAAUCAAACAUCCGUUUUUCCAUCUGCUGGCAUCUAUGUCGAAAUCUCGAAUGGCAACCACUAGAGGAAAUCUGGCACUUCCAGAAAUUGGACUGAAGUUUUCAGGCGAUUUACAUUCAUUAUUGUUGGGAAUUAGAUCUUACCGUUUUUUCAAGAUGAAUUUUAAAAGACUAUCGCAUAAACGCUUUCAUCUUACACUAUGUGGUACAGCUUUACCUUUCUAAUCUUCAUGCAUGAACGGUGCGUGCACUGACAACUAUGCCCUAAAAUAUUCACGUCUUUUCUACUCUUACUCUUAAACCGGCUGUUAAUCGUCCGUGUAAAUACCUAAUUUAUUUGUUUGUCAGAUACAAUUGUUAAAGCUACGACUAAUGUAUUCUCCUAUUUCCGGCGGUCCCCAGGAACAGAUCGGUGUCGGUAUUCGCGAUUAGGUCUCAUCCUUUGCACUUCACAACCAGCCUUAAUAUCAACGAAAAAGCAUAUGUCAUCGCAAAGUCACACGUCACUGAUAACAAUCUCUAGAUAUUUCUUAACCAAAAUUUAUACGCCAGCCGCCUUAGACUUUACCAAACCGCAUGAAAAAUAGAUGAAGAAGUCCGGUCGCUCGCUAAAUUCUUCUAGAUUUUUUUGUCAUUACUUAUAGCAUAACGUGUUCACCUAUUAAUCUUAGAGAUACGCUGUGGUCUAGGUUUGAGUCUGGGCAUACGUACACUUCAUCGGGCCAGAAUGCCUGAUGGCAAUACUGACGUAAAAGCUCGAAACA
Varroa destructor (honeybee mite) is the source of this 7064-nucleotide messenger RNA. It is a transcript of the gene gry, whose product is annotated as trafficking protein particle complex subunit 11 gry. Gene Ontology annotation, cellular component: cytoplasm. NCBI's taxonomy places the organism in Eukaryota, Metazoa, Arthropoda, Arachnida, Mesostigmata, Varroidae. The record is from RefSeq and is a predicted model, not a curated record.